Messenger RNA from Aspergillus nidulans FGSC A4, 994 nucleotides. Its product is annotated as nucleotide diphosphatase. Gene Ontology annotation, molecular function: nucleoside triphosphate diphosphatase activity. The coding region runs from base 60 to 878 and encodes 272 amino acids. The transcript has a single exon. Lineage: Eukaryota; Fungi; Ascomycota; Eurotiomycetes; Eurotiales; Aspergillaceae. The record is from RefSeq and is a predicted model, not a curated record.
UCCGAUAUACUCUGUACCUUUCCGGCAGAGACCGCAAAGAAGGAGACAUUGAGAACAGUAUGUCAGAAAAGGAAGGACCCCUCCUAUCUGGUACAAACCCCACCGAGCCUCCGCCCUCAUACGAAUCCACGACGCAGACACCAAAACGCCUACCACCGCCGCCGCCACUCUCUCUACCGUUUCUCCAGACAUUGCGCACGAGACGCGUUAUCCUAGCCUCGCAAUCUCCUCGCCGCCGCCAAAUAAUUGCUUAUCUAGGCCUCCCUCAUGUCGAAGUCGUCCCAUCCAACUUUGCCGAGGACCUUUCGCACGAACUGCAACCUAUUGAAUAUGUGCUAGCUACAGCAACGCAAAAGGCACAAGAUGUUUACGCGCGUGAGAUCGUCAACGAGGAAAAGGGCGAGCCCGCGCUCAUUCUCGCGGCUGACACAAUUGUCGUGGAGCCGCAGUCUGGCGCAAUUUUGGAGAAGCCACGCUCGGAGGCCCAUCAUAUUGCCAUGCUGAAAAGUCUGAGAGAUGCGAGGACUCAUAAAGUUUUCACAGCUAUUGUGGCGAUGGCGCCGCUGAACAGUGCGAGGGAUCCGGGUUAUGCGAUUGAGACAGCGAUUGAGGAGACGGAGGUGAGGUUUGAUGGUGGGUUGACGGAUGAGCUGAUAUUGGCGUAUGUGAGGACGAGAGAGGGUGCUGAUAAGGCUGGGGGCUAUGGGAUGCAGGGGUUGGGGAGCAUAUUGGUCGAGGGGAUUCAGGGGAGUGCGGAUAAUGUUAUUGGAUUGCCGUUGAAGACGACAUUGAGAGUUAUAGAGAAGGUUCUGAUCAAGGCAGACGAUGAUGAGCGGUUGGGUUCGGAUGGAGAGGACGAAGACGAGGAUGAGGAGUAGUUCAAAGAAUCAAUGUCUGAUCUUUUUGCUUGGGGAUAAUGUUCGGGAUACCCGGCUUGGUUAUGAAUAGAAAGGAACCUGAUAGAAUGGAUUGUGAUGCUCCCGAAAGUUCGCGG